This is a messenger RNA of Funneliformis caledonium, 1147 nucleotides long. The record is from the annotation of a GenBank genome assembly. NCBI's taxonomy places the organism in Eukaryota, Fungi, Glomeromycota, Glomeromycetes, Glomerales, Glomeraceae.
AUGAUCAAAUCAUCGGCUAUUAAAAAGAGAGCUCCCACAAAUAAUUCUGAAAUGUUUAUAACAUCAUUUAAAUGUAAUGUUGAUAAUUCAGCUUUAUGUCAAAAAGUCAAGAAGUCAUUUGAUACGGCGGGACAAAUUAUAACAUCCACCAUAGAACUCAACACACAAUUGGUGGUUAAUGCCACUUUAUUGGAUUUUUGUAAAGAAAUAGGUCAAUGUCCCGAUAAAAUGGGUCACGUAACUUUAGGUGGUGCUGGACCCGCUAGAUUCAUUCCGUUAGAAGGUCCGGAUGGUGUGCUCAGGGUGUAUCCUCAAGCUCUUUUAAAACAAUUGGUUCAAGGAAUUGAUCUAGGAUUUUAUAAAUAUGAUAUCAAUGCAUACUUUAAUAGUCAGGCGGAUUAUUGGUUUGAAGAAGACGGUUCAAUUAAACCGGGUCAAUCGGAUUUUUUAUUCGUUAUUUUACAUGAAUUAAUUCAUGGUUUAGGAUUUGCCAGCGGGUGGGAUUCAUAUAGUGAAAUAUUAGGGAUACCGGAUAUCGUUACGCCAUCACCAUUUGUAUUUCAAGAGGAUGACGGAAAAAUUAUUUUUGGUGGAUUUCAAGAAUUCAUAUUUGAUCAAUUUAUGGUAUUAUUACCCGAGGGAAGUCGUGCAUCUGAUAUUACCGCAGAAUUGAAUAAAUUUCCUGGAAUUGGAACUAAAUAUGAUUCAAUUGAUGAUUUCUUGAAUUCUUUCGCGAUUCGCUUCCUUUCUUCUCCUCAAUACACAAUUUCUCAACAAAUGAUGACGAGAGCUACCACGCCUAAAUCUCUUGGAAUUUUACCAUUGAACAAGAAUAAUGUUGAAGAUGCCUUUAUCUUGGAGACUUCAAUUAUACCCUACAGACCAAAGUCGAGUAUCAGUCAUUGUGAUUACGCAACCUAUACCAAUACUCCUGAUUUCUUGAUGAGGUAUUUACAAGAUCCCGGUGUUUCUUUAAAAGAAUCUAUUCGGUUAGGUAAGAAUUACGCCGGUGGUCCCAUUGGUCCUAAAUUAACCGAAAUAUUAACGUUAUUGGGAUAUCAAAUUCAGGAUUUACCAAACCCAUAUAAACCAAACCCUGAUGAAGUAGGAAAAGGCUCUGCAUCAUCUCUAAAGACAUUUAGUCCAC